UGAUCUUCUUUCUCUGUUUUGAUUCAGAUGGUCAGCAAAUCAAAAUGGCGGUGCCUUGGAAUCUCUUGGCUUCAAAGAGGGAUAUAGAGUUGAUGUUGAUGUUCCAGAAAGCACGUGGGCACAAGCUCCAAGUUUCCAUGAUAUUCUAAUUUUCAACACUGGUCACUGGUGGUGGGCCCCUUCAAAAUUUGAUCCGGUGAAAUCACCUAUGCUAUUUUUCAAGAAGGGUCAGCCAGUACUCCCUCCUUUACCUCCUGAUCAAGGCCUGGAUAUGGCUUUGGAGCACAUGAUCGCAUAUGUCGAGGAGAGGGCACGACCAGGUGCGGUCAAAUUUUUCCGCACUCAAUCUCCGAGACAUUUUGAAGGGGGAGAUUGGGAUCAGGGUGGUAGCUGCCAAAGGGAUAAACCAUUAUCAACAGAGCAGGUAGAAGAAGUCUUCUCUGUGAAGAAUAAUGGGACAAACGUGGAGGUUAGAUUGGUCAAUGGACACCUCUAUAAGGCUCUCAAGGGAUCUACAUUCAUUGUUUUAGACAUCACUCACUUGAGUGAGUUCAGGGCUGAUGCCCACCCAGCUGCGGCUGGAGGGAAAAAACACGACGAUUGCAUGCACUGGUGCUUACCAGGACUCACAGAUACUUGGAAUGACUUGUUCGUAACACAUCUGAAUAGUGUCAAGGGUAGAAGUUGAUGAACUCCAUAGUAAUAUUCAUUAGGAAAAAUUAUGAUGAACGAAUUUUGGUGGUUGAACUGUUUGAGAUGAGUCUAUAUUCUUCCAUUUGUUCAUUUGAAAAUUAAUGAGAUAAAAUAGUUCUAAGUAAAAAUCUUGUGCUCCGUUUUACUAUCCUUCCAUAUUAUCCGUGUAUUUGGAUAUUUUCGUCUCAUUUCAACGGUUCUUUGUUGCUAAUUAAUGUUAUUAUAUUUCAAAGUA
Arachis ipaensis is the source of this 928-nucleotide messenger RNA. The record is from RefSeq and is a predicted model, not a curated record. NCBI's taxonomy places the organism in Eukaryota, Viridiplantae, Streptophyta, Magnoliopsida, Fabales, Fabaceae.